Styela clava is the source of this 2883-nucleotide messenger RNA. RefSeq names its product protein-glutamine gamma-glutamyltransferase E-like. Gene Ontology annotation, biological process: peptide cross-linking. Lineage: Eukaryota; Metazoa; Chordata; Ascidiacea; Stolidobranchia; Styelidae. The record is from RefSeq and is a predicted model, not a curated record. Gene Ontology annotation, molecular function: protein-glutamine gamma-glutamyltransferase activity.
AAUGGAAAUCUUAUAUUGCUCUCAACUAUAUAAACAUCUUUUUCAAUUUUAAAGCUAAAUAAUUCCAAAUUUAUUUUAGUUACUUCAAGUAAUUGAACAACAAAAACAAAAUGGGAGGAAAUCCAUCAAAACCAAAGAAACCGAUGACAGCAGAGAAAGUGCUGGGGAUAAUGGAAGAAUACCCCCAAUAUGUGCAGCAAUAUUAUAAGCAGAAUGAAGACGAAAUUGAAGAAUACAUUGUUGAAAAUUUCUGGGAGGAAGAUGUGGCAAGAUGGUUGAACAAGAUCAGAAAUAGAUCUCCAAAGGAAAAUCUGCAAGUUCGAAAAAUCGAUUUCUUGAAAAUCAGAAAUACUUCUACUCAUCAUACUUCAUCGUAUGAAAACAAGUCGCUGGUGAUUAGAAGAGCAGCUGAUUUCACCGUCGAUGUUAUUUUUGGGAAUCGCUCUUUCGAUCCUGAAAGAGACGACAUUUCAAUCAUCUUCUCGAUUGGUGCUCAAGCAAGUCAGGCAAACAAAUCAAAAAUGACAUGUUUCGCUUCUGAUAAGCCUGGAAAAAAAGAAAAAUGGUACUGUGUAUUGGAGUCUGUUGACAGCGAGGCCAAGAAGGUCACUUUGAAAGUACAUGUGCCGGCAACCGCCAUUAUAGGCAGUUACAAGGUAUCUCUCGAUAUCGUCAGUGGAACUAAAGCAGGUAGAGUGAAAUCGACACACAACGAUGCGAAUAUCAUCGUACUUUUCAAUCCAUACUCAAAAGAUGAUGUAGUCUACAUGGAAAACGAAGACUGGCGAAAGGAAUACGUCCAGGAAGAUAAUGGAUUCAUUAAUACUGGUACAUACACGCGUGGAACCACAGGAAAAAAGAAAUGGGAUUUCGCGCAAUUUGAUCAAGGGGUCCUUGAUUCAGUUCUUCUGAUGAUCCAGAAAGACUCGAGAGUUCAAGCUCAGCCUAUCAAAUCUCUGAAGAAAUGUAAUUCGCCUGUGUUUUUGUCUCGUGUCCUAGCGGCCAUGGUGAACAGUAACGAUGACAGCGGGGUUCUUACUGGAAGAUGGACCGGUAAAUACGACGAUGGGCAUAACCCAAGUGAUUGGUCCGAUAGUGCUAAGAUAAUUAGUGAAUGGAGAGACAAUGACUAUAAAGCAGUAAAAUAUGGUCAAUGUUGGGUCUUCUCUGGACUUUUAACAACAGCCAUGCGAGCAAUUGGAAUUCCUGCCAGAUCGGUGACUAAUUUCAAGUCUGCUCACGACACGGAUAUGAACCAGACCGUUGAUAUAUACUUAGACAGUAAAACGUAUGAAAAAAUUGACCAUACAAGUGAUUCGAUUUGGAACUUUCACGUUUGGAACGAAGCAUACUUUGCCCGUCCCGAUCUGCAAGGGGAUUAUGGUGGUUGGCAAGUGGUGGAUGCCACGCCCCAGGAGGAAUCGGCUAUUCUUGAUCCAUCUGGUGAUAAUUCAAAGGGGUUGAUGCAGUGUGGUCCUGCUCCUGUAAAAGCGGUCAAAGAAGGUGAUAUUAACAUUGGAUCAGAUACUGGCUUUGUAUUUAGUGAGGUGAAUGCUGAUAAAGUGUACUGGUUUGUGGAUAAAUGGGGAAAUGUAACACGGCCCCCGAUUGUAAUGACUAGAGCCGUUGGCGUUUACAUUGGGACAAAGGCUGUGGGCAAAUAUCAAACCGAGAAUAUCAUUUCUCAAUAUAAAUACCCAGAAGGAUCUGCUGAGGAAAGAAAGGCUUUCCACAAAGCUUAUGGAAUGGGAACACGAGAACAUCAAGGUUUUGAAACUGACUACGAAAUUGUCCCACAGGCGUUUGAAAUUACAAUCCAAGAAUUGGAAAAUGCCAUAGUUGGCCAAGAUAUUACGACAAAAGUCUCUGUGAAAAAUGCAUCCGGAAAGAACCAGCAAGCCAAUAUUAAAAUAGCUGAAAAAAGCAUGAAGAAUGUGGGAAAAAGUUAUGCAGCACUGGGGGAAUACACGAAAGAUUUUGAGCUUGGAAGUGGAAAGGAUAUGAGCUUCACCUUCACUCUGAAAAAGGACGAUUACAUUCAACACUUGGUUGACGAUUAUUCGAUCAAUAUUAAUGUAACCGUUGUCAGUAGUUUGGAUGGAAACACUAGCAUUGCAGAACUGGAUGCGACUCUCGGGUUACCAGAUUGUGUCACGAUCAAGAUGCCAGAGUCGUUUCACUGGCUGGACGAAGUUGAAGUCGAGGCUGUUAUCAAAAAUUUGCUUCCAAUGCCGUUGAGCAAAGGAUCUCUUACCGUAGAGGGUAGAGGAAUCGACAUAUCAAGUAACUACGCUGAAGUGGGAAAACCACUUCAACCCGGAGAGUCAUUCACCACAAAAGCUAAACUGAAGGCGAGAUAUGGAUGGCGUCGUGUGUAUGGUGAGGUAAUAUUCAGGAGUGCGGAAGUGCGUUUACUCAAAGAAAACUACAGGACAAAAGUCACCACUUAAAGUUGGAUGGAAUUCGUUACAUCAUAAUGUAAUAAACUGCAGAUAAUAUAAUCACCAGUGGUAUAGUAUCAAGAGUAUCUGCAUUUCAAACGUAUAUCAAGUAGCUUGCUGUAUUAUUACAAUUUAUUUACAAAUUAAGUGCAUAUUUGAAAAUGUGUGAUAUUUACAAUUACAAAUUCGGCUUCUGAUUUUGUAAUAAAGUUAUGUAAUAUCAAAAAUAACACACACACAAAAAAAAAAAAAUUUAAAAAAGAAUUAGAAACAAAAGAAUCGAAGGUUGAUUGAACACUUGGGAAGAAUUUUGUCCAACCAAUAUUAAAUUUAUGUUUACUGUUAUAACAAGAAGCCACUGAAUUAAUAUAAAUUGUGGGGAUGGAUCAUCAAUUUCUGUAAUCGUUUUGUCUGUGGAUAAGAAAUGUAAACGGAAUAUGCA